Molecule: messenger RNA, 1137 nt
Organism: Trichobilharzia regenti
Lineage: Eukaryota; Metazoa; Platyhelminthes; Trematoda; Strigeidida; Schistosomatidae
Source: the annotation of a GenBank genome assembly
GGAACAUUGAGUACCGCUACACUUGUUGGCGCUAGGACAAGGUCCACUUAUGAAAUGCAGAACAAGUGGUACUCGAUACUCAGUUAUCUGCGGAAGAACCAACCAUACUUCAAGUUAACUAAACGAACGUUAUGGACAAAGUUAGCCAUUGCUAGUGGAGUUGUUGGAUUUGGAGUUGUCAGCAUAGCGUUGCCUGUGCAUGCCUCAGAUUUACAAGCUCAUCCAGCAAAACUACCUUGGCCACAUAACGGAAUUAUAUCUAGUUAUGAUCAUGCCGCUGUACGACGAGGCUAUCAAGUGUAUAAAGAAGUGUGUAGUGCUUGUCAUAGUCUAAGAUAUCUGUGUUACCGACAUCUUGUUAACGAAGUGCUAACCGAAGCCGAGGCUAAAGAAGAUGCAGCUGAACAUAUGUAUCCCGAUGGACCAGAUGAUUCUGGGAAAAUGUUUGAACGACCAGGUCGUUUAACUGAUCUUCUCCCAGAACCUUAUGAAAAUUCUCAGGCGGCACGUGUAGCCAAUAAUGGUGCUGAACCCCCUGAUCUAACAUAUAUUGUUAAAGCUCGACACGGCAAUGAAGAUUAUAUAUUCCAUCUGUUAACCGGUUACAUGGAUCCUCCACCAGGUCGUACAGUUCCUGAUGGUCAGUAUUAUAAUCCAUAUUUCCCUGGUGGUGCAUUAAGUAUGGCAAGAGUAUUGUAUGAUGAUUUGGUUGAAUAUCCUGAUGGAACGCCUGCUACAACUAGUCAAAUGGCAAAAGAUGUUGCAUCUUUCCUUUGUUGGACUUCUGAUCGUAAUCAUGAUGAGCGGAAACGUGUUUUGUCCAAGGCGGCGUUAGUCACAGGCAUGUUGGCAAUCAUCGCUGGUAUAUACAAGCGGAAACGUUGGUCGGAUAUUAAAACAAGAAAGGUUAUCUAUAAGAAUCGACCUAUACCUAAAGAUGUGUAGUAGUCAGUCAGUCUUCAGUGAAAUCAAUAUCCAUCAUGUUGUUUCCCACCAUGCGCUCUCACCGCCUGCCUAUCUCUCUCUCUCUCUCUUCCUUCGAUUGUGUAUCCCAAUGUGAGCAGAAGAUUACAUGUCUGAUGCAUAUGCAUAGACUAUUAGGUUUUAUGUUAUAUAUAUAUAUAUAUAUAUAUAUAU